CAGCCCUCCAACGUACCUCACGGCGGCUGCGCCAUCCUUUCUCCCUUUGUGCUCUGCCGUCGACAGCACCCCGCGCGUCACCAACCGCACACGUCUAACCUUGCGUCGUCGACGCUCGUCGUUCGUUCGCUUCCCACGUCCGGCACUGGCCCGGUGUCAGCUCCGGUCCCAGACUGCCGCUGCACCCACCUGAUCGACUCGACAUCCACGUUUGGCAGCCUCACGAGGCCUGCCACCUGGCGAGGAUAGAAACCGCCCGCACAGCAUAUCACUAUGCCUGCUCCUCCUCCGCCGCCGCCGCCUCCUCCACCUCCAGGCGUUGGCGGACCGCCUCCUCCCCCGCCACCCCCUCCUGGGGGAGCUGGACCGCCGCGACCACCACCUGGCGGAGGCAACAGAAAUGCGCUGCUGGCAGACAUCUCCAAGGGCAAGGCCCUCAAGAAGGCAGUCACCAAUGACCGCUCGGCGCCCGCUCUAGCCAAGGACAACUCCUCCUCGUCCGGGCCGCCGGUAGGAGGUGCGCCCCCGAUCCCCGGCGGCCUUGCCCCUCCGGUCCCUGGGAACCGCGCCAGAAGCAACAGUGAUCAAGGCUCCGGGCACGCCGCCGCCGCCGCGGCGUCAAUGGACUCGGCGCCGCAGCUGGGCGGACUGUUUGCCGGCGGUAUGCCGAAACUCAAGAAGCGCAGCGGAGGCGUCGAUACCGGAGCGAACAACGAUUCCACGUAUCUUUCGGACCCAGGGGAGUCUGCUCAUCCCGUGCCGAAGCCGCCGGGAGUAUCUGCGCCGAGACCGCCCGCCGCCGCGGCUCCAGCCAUCCCUGGACGGGGACUGCCAAUUCCACGACCAGGAGGCGCCAACAACCUGAGGAAAGUGAGCGCGCCGGCAAAGGGGCCUCCGCCGCCGAUAGGGAAGAAGCCGCCUCCCCUGCCUACGUCUCGGAAACCGUCGUCAGUAGCCAAACUGCCUUCGACCCCGGCGCCGCCGCCGCCGCCGCCUCCACCACCCGCAGCGUCCGCGCCAACACCUGCAGCACCACCGCCCCCUCCUCCGCCAUCAAGUGCCCCGAGCCUGCCUGCGGCGCCGCCGCCUCCUCCUCCUUCGGCAGCUCCUCCACGCCCGAACCUAUCGCCCGCUCCGCGAGCACAGCCUCCGCCUCCGCCUCCUCCGCCGCCUCCGGCUUCUAAUGCAGCAUCAGCCCCAUCUCUGGCCGUGCAAGCUGCUAUUCGGGCAGCGGAGCACUCCUCUCCAAGUGCCCCGCCUCCUCCUCCGCCUCCCAACGCGGCGCCAACACCUCCGACGCCGGCGUCACCGCCUCCGCCGCCAGUGUCACGAACCCGAGGAUCGUCUCUCCGGCAGUCGAUGCUGGACCCGAGCGCUUUCACCUUGUCUUCCAACGGCGCCAAGUCGCCGAGUCCGAGCCGACAGCCAUCGCACUCUCCAACUAUGAGCGGCGGCGGCUAUGGCGGCGGCGGCGGCGAACGUUUCAUUGUCAACGACUCACGGUGGCAAUUCAAGUCUGAGAGCUUGUUUCCCAAGCCGCGGGACUUUGUUGGUGGUCCAAAGAAGUAUCGUGCCGGCAGGGGAAGCAGCGUGCCGUUGGAUCUACAUGCGCUGUAAGAGUCGAAGUGAGAGCGUACAGCGUCUCGGGAAUAGGUGUAUAGCCCUGCCAUGCCCCAGGGCUCUUAGUUAAAUGAAAGGCAUAUCUAUGUAUGCGCUCCCGUACAGAUUUCUUGGGUACCCAGAACCAGGUCAUGUGCUGUGAACCGACUUCAAGAGUCAUGUAAAGCAAUUACAAAUAAUGUGUGUUAUAG
This is a messenger RNA of Purpureocillium takamizusanense, 1811 nucleotides long. RefSeq lists its product as uncharacterized. The record is from RefSeq and is a predicted model, not a curated record. Gene Ontology annotation, molecular function: actin binding. Lineage: Eukaryota; Fungi; Ascomycota; Sordariomycetes; Hypocreales; Ophiocordycipitaceae. The transcript has 2 exons. The coding region runs from base 274 to 1617 and encodes 447 amino acids.